Molecule: messenger RNA, 948 nt
Organism: Exophiala aquamarina CBS 119918
Lineage: Eukaryota; Fungi; Ascomycota; Eurotiomycetes; Chaetothyriales; Herpotrichiellaceae
Exons: 6
Coding region: 1-948 (315 amino acids)
Molecular function (GO): oxidoreductase activity
Source: RefSeq, a predicted model, not a curated record
AUGGGGUCGUACGUCAAUUCUGGGGCUGUCAAUACUGAUGUCGAUGUUGAUACCAGCCGGGUAAAGGGGCAGACUGCUCUUGUCACGGGCGGUGCCAAUGGUAUAGGUGAAGCAUAUACACGAGCCUUAGCCAAGGCUGGUGCCUUUGUCGUGAUUGCAGAUCUCGAUGACGAAUUCGGCUCAAAUUUGGAGAAGGAGCUUUCCGGGUCGGUCAAGUUCGUCAAGACAAAUGUCACUAGCUGGGCCGAUCAGCUUGCUGCGUUUAAGACAGCCCUAUCAAGCUCUCCUUGCGGGAGAAUUGACAUUGUUAUCGCAAAUGCUGGCAUCAGCGGGGCUGAUACCGUGUUUCAGAAUGAACUCGAAUUAGACGAGCCUGAAGAACCGCGACUUAACAUACUCAAUGUCAACUUGACUGGCGUCCUAUAUACCAUCAAGCUGGCCCUAUUCUACUUCCGCAAACAACAUGCAGCAAACAAAGGGGAGGCCUUGGAUCAAAAUCUUAUCUUGCAGGGCUCUCUCGCCGGCUACCUUGAUCUACCAGGCGCACUUCAGUAUACCGCUUCUAAGUUCGGCCUACGUGGGUUGAUGCGAGAUCUCCGAAGAACAGAACAUGCACAUAAUAUCCGAGUCAACUUCAUCGGUCCAUGGUUCAUUCGGACCAAGAUUAUGAGUGACACAGUGCUUCAGUACCUCGAUAACCUUGGAGUUGACUUUGCAACCGUGGAAGACGCGGCAGCGGCGGCGUUACGGAUCAUCGCUGAUCCGAAAGUCGUUGGUAGGUCGUUUGCCAUAGUACCACGUUCCCUUGCCCCUCGGGGUUAUCAAGACAUCGACUUUGAUGAUUACGAAGAGGGAUCUUUCCUGGGCAAGUUGCAGGCUCUGGCGGCUGGAGGGACUCAUCGAACUCAAGUGAGUAUACGGACAGUACCUCGGACUUGUGACCAAUGA